AGUAAGCAUGCCGAAGAUUGCGAUUUGGUGAAGUUUCAGGCAAAUGUCGAGCAGGAGUUGAGGAUAUUGAGGCGCGUGCGGCAUCGUAAUGUUAUUGCACUUCGUGAUUUUUUUCGUAUUGAAGAAAAAGAAAAGUUGUACAUGGUAAUGGAGUAUUGUAUCGGAUCACUGCAGCAGCUACUGGAUGGUUCCAGGGAAAAGAAACUGCCUGAAUUUCAAGCACAGUAUUUUUUUCGACAGCUAGCCGAUGGUCUAAGUUACCUCCAUGCUCAUGGUACAAGCUUGCUUUGCUGAUC
Messenger RNA from Gongylonema pulchrum, 296 nucleotides. The record is from the annotation of a GenBank genome assembly. NCBI's taxonomy places the organism in Eukaryota, Metazoa, Nematoda, Chromadorea, Rhabditida, Gongylonematidae.